This is a messenger RNA of Laccaria bicolor S238N-H82, 282 nucleotides long. RefSeq lists its product as uncharacterized. Lineage: Eukaryota; Fungi; Basidiomycota; Agaricomycetes; Agaricales; Hydnangiaceae. The transcript has a single exon. Bases 1 to 282 code for a protein of 93 amino acids. The record is from RefSeq and is a predicted model, not a curated record.
AUGCUUGCAAUGGCCCUCUUGCACAAGUGGCAAGAAUAUGCAAAGACAGUAGAUGAUCUGAUUCUGAGGUCUAAUGUACAUGAUUGUGGAAGGAACAAAUCAGCUAGUGAAAAGGCUGCAAAAAGGGAUAGACCUACAUGUAUGAAUAAACAGGGAAAAUGUAAAGCUAGCUUUCCCAGACCAUUAUAUGAUCAGACAGAGGUGGAUUCAAACACUGGGGCCUUGAAUGUCAAGAAAGGAGAGGAAUGGAUCAAUUAUGAGUCCUUAUGUGUUUAUGAGUAA